AUGCCUAGAUAUCCUUCUACCCCUAGGGCUGACAAAGUCAGCCAAAGUGAAAGGGGGGGUCGGCAGGUAUUCUCUUCCAACGGCAACAAAGAGUUAGAUCCUCUCACCGACAGUUACGCGAUUUCACGGGAUAAUACAAUCGGCCGGGCUCCAUCUCCUGGAAUUUCCAAUAUUCUCCAAAGAGACAGGACCAGAAAAGGGAAACAUCAGUCGACUGUACGCAGACAGAUUGGGGAAAGACGGAUAGACGAUAAUUUUGAAGCCAGACCCCGACGUGGGAAAAUUCGAGAAUACAUCUCAGUCGAAGAAUCCGAUGAAGAGAGUAUGUAUGAUGAAAGUAUUCAUUAUACUACAACCAAUGGCUCUGAAAGAUGGCGAGAAGAUGCUACAGAGGAAAAGCCCCGAGCUCUUGUCCUGCAUAAAUCAGAGUCGGCUGAGUCCAAUUUUGAAAAUCCGGCGGAAGAGGCAGAGCUUCUCAGGGAUGAAAUUGCUCAGCUUAGGGCAAAACUCAAAUCGAAAAGUUCCGGUCCAGCUGCCCCUGAUUAUCGGUCUCAAACAUUUCAUUACCUUGACGAUGCUUGCUUUCUUGAUGAACCCCGUUGGGAAACAGGAGAGUAUGCGCCAACUCUACAGGCAAACAGCAAAAUCAGCAACGUUAGCUACUAUCUAGAGCAACAUCCUGAAAUCGCAUUCUUCUUCAUGAAAGAUUACAAAAGCCGAGCACCGGCUGACCGAACAAAGAUCGAAACCCGAGAUGGAGUUUUCCGAACACCAAAACCUUUCGAGGAGAGCCUACAACUUUUAGCUGGGGCAAUGAGAGAUGCUGUCAAUAAGGUUGUCCGAAAGGUUCCUAAUUUCUCGGAGUAUUUUCCUCACUUCGAUGUUAGGAAGCCUAUUGUUGCACCAUAUCUAUUCAUGUUUCAUUCUGCACCUCAUCUUGAUGAUAUACUUGAGAAAAUCGACGGACUAAGCCGAAGGCUGAUACAAAAGCUGUGGAGUCAUAUCAACGAAGGCUACGGUGUCCAAUAUCUGCGCGCACGAGAGAAAACCAAAGAUGGCAAGGUCUCAGCUGAGCUUUUGAAGUAUUUGAUCAAGCCGGGGGACAUUUUGGCACAUCCAGAUGGCCCUAAUACCCGAGCUUACAUGGCCUUGCAGUGGCCUGAAGAGGAUCCACCUCCUGAUGACGGCCAUCCGGAGGAUUACGAAGAAUUCGAUCCGAUUCGAAGAAAGGAGACAUACUCAUUUCGUGAUGAUACAAACAUUAAAACACUUCGUUACUCAUGGAGUAUUCCCGUGGCCUUUUGGGAAUUUGAUGGUGUGUUUCAAAGGUCCGAAAAAGUGCUCAAAAUUACCAUGAAGGUUUCUAUGAGAGACGAAAUCGUGGAAAUCAACAGUCUAAAGUUUUAUCCCUUGCAAUAUGCCCCAAAAACAAUCGAACAAUCUUUAGAGCACCGUGGGAACACUUUCUGGCAAAUACGAUCUCGAAAGUUUGUCAGUUACAGCCAGAAAGAACCUGGAAACUUAACGAAUGUGAGUUUUCAGCCGCAUUACCGCCCCAGUCUACUUCCCACAACUUACCUCCUACUUACUAGGCCGAGGAACGUUUCAUGGUCGAUAUAG
This is a messenger RNA of Penicillium manginii, 1620 nucleotides long. RefSeq lists its product as uncharacterized. The record is from RefSeq and is a predicted model, not a curated record. The transcript has a single exon. The coding region runs from base 1 to 1620 and encodes 539 amino acids. NCBI's taxonomy places the organism in Eukaryota, Fungi, Ascomycota, Eurotiomycetes, Eurotiales, Aspergillaceae.